Messenger RNA from Eutrema salsugineum, 1369 nucleotides. Its product is annotated as probable plastid-lipid-associated protein 3, chloroplastic. The record is from RefSeq and is a predicted model, not a curated record. The transcript has 3 exons. NCBI's taxonomy places the organism in Eukaryota, Viridiplantae, Streptophyta, Magnoliopsida, Brassicales, Brassicaceae. Bases 99 to 1241 code for a protein of 380 amino acids.
UCUGGGGUCAUCUAAAUUUCGUGUGAUUUUUGAUACUUUAGUAAUCUUCUUUUCCAUUUUUCUCGCAGAGCGAGAAGAGAAGAACACAGAGAUUGGCCAUGGCUACGCUCUUCACCACCGCUCGUCCUUCACUCCUCUUUAUUUCCUCCAGCAAGACCUUCUCUCCUUCUAUUUCCCUAAAACCUAAUUCUCUCUCUUUCUCAUUUGGUCAUCGUCCCAGGCCUCUCCGGUGUUCUGAAAUCCGAUCUUCUCGGCCCUCGGAAUCAGACUCCGAACCGGAAGGUGCGUCUUCAGUUACAGAUGAAUUGGGUGAGAAACUGAGAACUGUGAUCGAACCAGAAUCUCAGCCUCCGGGAACUGAGAAAGGACCCGAAUCUCAGCCAGAUACUGCGUCUGCGAUUACGGACGAGUGGGGAGAGAAAUCUGAACCCGCACCUGAGGACUCCGGGACCCGGUUUCCGGAAUCGGAUCCUCCAAGGAACGAGGACGAGUGGGAGGAAAGAAAUGACGGAGAAGCUGAAGUCGACGCCGGAAACGGAAAUGCGGUGCCCGACCCGACUUGGGAGCUGAAAAGGUGUUUGGCCGAUACGGUUUACGGAACUGAAUUAGGGUUCCGAGCUAACUCGGAAGUUCGGGCGGAGGUGUUGGAGCUCGUGAAUCAAUUGGAAGCUCUCAAUCCUACUCCGGCUCCGGUAGAGAAUCCGGAGCUUCUCGACGGCAACUGGGUUUUGCUGUACACUGCUUUCUCCGAGUUGCUUCCUCUUCUAGCUGCGGGUUCGACACCUUUGUUGAAAGUGAAAAGUAUAAGUCAGUCUAUAGACACAAAGAAUCUCUGUAUAGACAACUCGACUACACUCUCCAGCCCAUUUGCAGAUUUCUCAUUCAGUGCUUCUGCUUCAUUUGAAGUUCGAAGCCCUUCCAGAAUUGAGGUUUCUUUCAAAGAAGGUACGCUAAGACCUCCAGAGAUCAAAUCAACAGUGGAUCUCCCAGAGAGUGUGGGUGUCUUUGGGCAGCAGAUUAGCCUUUCGUUUCUGAAGCAAUCUUUGGACCCUUUACAAGAUGUGGCAGCAAACAUUUCACGCGCAAUCUCUGGUCAGCCUCCUCUCAAGCUUCCGUUUCCGGGGAACCGUGGCAGCUCUUGGCUCCUGACCACUUAUCUCGACAAGGAUCUCAGGAUUUCAAGAGGAGACGGUGGGCUUUUCGUGCUUGGUAGAGAAGGAAGCUCUCUGCUUGAGCUCUAAAAUAUAUAUUUGAGAAGGUAUAUAUAGCAGGCUUCGUGUAAAAACCAUAAUCACUAGACACAACAACAUAAUAAUGCUUAAUGCAGAUUACUGGAGGAGACUGUUAAAUUCGACUUGCUUGUUUGUCA